Argentina anserina (silverweed cinquefoil) is the source of this 1484-nucleotide messenger RNA. Its product is annotated as vacuolar-processing enzyme-like. The record is from RefSeq and is a predicted model, not a curated record. Gene Ontology annotation, biological process: vacuolar protein processing. The coding region runs from base 11 to 1414 and encodes 467 amino acids. The transcript is spliced from 9 exons. Gene Ontology annotation, molecular function: cysteine-type endopeptidase activity. NCBI's taxonomy places the organism in Eukaryota, Viridiplantae, Streptophyta, Magnoliopsida, Rosales, Rosaceae.
GAGAGUCACAAUGAGAGGGCAGUACUGUUCAAGUGGAGUUUUUCUGUUAUUGCUUACCAUCUUUGGUAUGAGCAGUGCCCAAUCACUUAAUUUGAUGCCACAAGAAUUUCCUGAGGAAUUCAUUAUUCAUGUUGAUAAGAGUUCAAGGAACAGUGACACAAAUGGAACAAGAUGGGCAGUUCUUGUUGCUGGGUCUAUGGGUUAUGGAAACUAUAGGCAUCAGGCUGAUGUGUGUCAUGCGUAUCAAAUUUUGAAGAAAGGUGGACUGAAAGAUGAAAACAUUAUCGUUUUCAUGUACGAUGACAUUGCAAACAAUCCUGCGAAUCCAAGGCCUGGUGUCAUCAUCAACAAGCCCGACGGUGGCGAUGUUUACCAAGGAGUUCCCAAGGAUUAUGCAGGAGAGAAUGCCACUGCUGCUAAUCUUUAUGCUGUAAUUCUUGGAGAUAAAUCUAAUCUCUCUGGGGGUAGUGGAAAGGUCCUUAACAGCGGGCCAAACGAUAAUGUCUUUAUCUAUUACACAGACCAUGGCGGCUCUGGGCUCAUUGGAAUGCCUGAAGGCGAUUAUGUCUAUGCCAAUGAUCUGGUAGAUGUUCUGAUAAAGAAGCAUGAAGCUAAUGCAUAUAAGAACAUGGUGUUUUACCUUGAAGCUUGUGAAUCCGGGAGUAUGUUUGAGGGUUUACUGCCGACAAAUAUAAGCAUCUAUGCAACCACAGCAUCAAAUUCAACUGAGAGUAGUUGGGGAACGUACUGCCCUGGAAUGUCUCCUCCCCCACCUCCUGAAUUUGACACUUGCUUGGGUGAUUUAUAUAGUAUUGCCUGGAUGGAGGACUGUGACUUGCAGGAUUUGCGCCAAGAGUCUCUACAAGAGCAGUAUCAAUCGGUUAAAGAGAGAACACUAAAUCGUAAUAAUACAGAAGAAGGUUCUCAUGUUCAACAAUUCGGAAAUAUGGAUCAAACCUCAGAUUUAGUAUCCUUUUACUUGGGUGCAAAUGAUAACUCUUCCUCCGUCGAAAGCAAAUCGGCACAGGCAAUCUUAGAAGUUGUUGACAAUCGCGAUGGAGAUCUUCUUCAUCUUUGGCACAAGUUCCAACGUGCACCCGCUGGCUCUGGAUUGAAGCAGGAAGCUAAAAAGGCUCUAGAUGAUGAAAUUUCCAGUAGGCAGCGCAUUGACAACAACAUGAAACAAAUCGAACAACUUGUUUUGGGAUAUUCGAGUAACGUUAACUUUGUUCGUCCCGGAGGCCAAGCUCUUGUUGAUGAUUGGGAUUGCUUUAAGACGCUUGUGAAAACUUACGAGAAUCAUUGUGGAUCUUUGACAAAUUACGGGAUGAAGCACACUGGAGUGUUUGCCAACAUGUGCAAUGUUGGGGUCAGCGUGGACCAAGUGGUUGUUGCUGCAGCUCGAACUUGCUAGACUACAUUUUCUUUCCCCCCUUCUUUUCUUUGAAAGAAAUAAAUGUGGAUGUAAAUGAUAAAAUGAUGAG